AUGAUGUUUGAGUGUUGGUCCAAGAAGAGCAGGCGAGGCGCUUGCCGAAGAAAGUUUGACCCCUUUUGCGGACGAUUUGGUGCAGAUUUAGUCAACAGCGAAAGUCUGUGCCGAUGGUGGAAGCUCAACCGUAUUCUGUAUAGAGCUACAUGCAAGAUCUCACCAACUACAGUGUAUAUGCCCGAGGAACUUACAUCAAACUACUAA
This is a messenger RNA of Sclerotinia sclerotiorum 1980 UF-70, 207 nucleotides long. RefSeq lists its product with no specific name. NCBI's taxonomy places the organism in Eukaryota, Fungi, Ascomycota, Leotiomycetes, Helotiales, Sclerotiniaceae. The record is from RefSeq and is a predicted model, not a curated record. Bases 1 to 207 code for a protein of 68 amino acids. The transcript is spliced from 2 exons.